AUGAUCGGUUGCUUUACUUUCAGCAUCGCACACUAUCAAGAGCAAUGGAACAGAACUCACAGAGGGGGAGACCAAGGAUCUAUUCCAGCGAAAGUGAGCGCCUUCGAAUCAGACGGCAGCGGGAAUGCUCAGAGAGUGCGGCAGAGGCGCCAGCAUGAAAGCUCCGAAGAGCGCAUAUUUCGACUCCAGGGGAAUGCUCAGAGAGUGCGGCAGAGGCGCCAGGAUGAGAACCCCGAGGAGCGCGCACUUCGGCUGCAGGGAAACGCUCGAAGGGAGCAGCAGAGACGCGACUCGGAAGACGCUGCUCAACGAGUCGUUAGGAUGGAAAGAAAUGCCGAACGACAACGAAGGAGACGUGAUUUGGAAGGGGCUGAGGAGCGAGUAAACAACAGUCAGCGGCAAAGAAGAAGACGACAACUAGAAACCACUGAUGAGCGUGAGAUAAGACUGCAAAGGAACGCCCGAAUCCAGCAGAGAAGACGCACAUCUGGAAGUAUAGACGAACGAGUGGCCAGAUCGCAAGCGGAAGCCACGCGGCUAUUGAGAAGGCGUGAAUUGGAAAGUACCGAAGUUCGAGCUGCUCGGCUUCAAGAGGAUGCUGAGAGACACAGGAGGCGUCGGAGUCUUGAAAAUGAACAUGACCGGUCUGCUAGAUUACAGUCAAAUGCUUCAGCUACGCGUCGACGGCGAAGCAGACAUACUGAAUCCUCUGGAAGCGCUCUGCACAUGCGCGUAGCCGAAGCACAUUACCUAGGGGAGCUCAAUCAA
Messenger RNA from Cooperia oncophora, 768 nucleotides. The record is from the annotation of a GenBank genome assembly. NCBI's taxonomy places the organism in Eukaryota, Metazoa, Nematoda, Chromadorea, Rhabditida, Trichostrongylidae.